UAAUGCUCAAAACAGCUGUAUAAAAUCCGCCAUGUUUGAUUCAAAACCAUAGUUCUAAGUAAUUUAUUGAAGGGCCAAGGAAAUGGCAUACAGUCUCAUCACAUUCAUCCUCUUUGUUUUAUUUAUCCACUUUAGUGAAGUUCUAGGCAGUGAAAGAAGUAAAAUUAUCGAUACUAAGCAAGGAAAAGUUGAAGGGUAUCUGUCUAGCAAUGGCAUGUAUUACGAAUAUUGUGGAAUUAAAUAUGGCGUUGUCAAAGACAGAUAUAAGGCUCCCGAAGACCCACCUUCCCACGAAGGAGUAUUUUCAGCCGACAACCGCUUCGUCCUCUGCCCCCAAUUUCCUGCCAACGACGCUCUCGCAGCCCCCAGCGACAACCAAGACUGUCUAGUCCUCAACAUUUACGUUCCAACCUUCUGUAACACCACCUUACCUGUCAUGGUCUUCCUCCACGGAGGAGAUUUUGGGGUCGGCAGUAGCUCCCCCGUUUUCUACGGCCCCCAUUAUCUAGUCAGUCACGGGGUCAUCGUUAUUUCUGUGAACUAUAGACUUAAUGCUCUUGGCUUCCUUAAUUUGGGCAUCAAAGAUGCUCCGGGUAACGCUGGUUUGAAAGACAUAAGGGCAGCUUUGAGAUGGGUGAAAGAGAAUAUUAAAAACUUUGGUGGUGACGAUGAAAAUGUGACUGUCUUCGGAAAUGGUAGCGGCGGAGUGGCAGCCAUUUGUUUGACUCUCUCAGAUUCUUGUAAAGGUCUUUUUAAACGGAUAAUUUCGGAAAGUGGAAGUUUAUUUACUCCUAAAUCGUUCGAUGCCAAUCCUUUGGCCACUGCGUCACAGGUCGCUAAAUCUCUUGGCGUUAAAACUAUGGACCCUGAAGAACUGUUAAACAUAUACACAGAUGUACCAAUUAAUAAGUUAGAAGAAGCUAUUGGAAACCAAAUGAAUGCUAAAUCAGUGUUUUUGCCGUCUGUUGAAGAAUACUUGGAUGAUGAACCUUUUCUGUGCGAUACUCCUUUUAAUAUCAUAACCUCGGAAGAUUUUGAAGCUGUUCCUGCCAUUUUUGGUCUUAACACUGUCGAAGGAUUAACUUCUACUUUAGAUUAUUACACUAUUACAAGUCAGAUAGAUAGAAUAAUGAAUGAAGAUUUCUCAGUACUCGAUCAGAAGAGUUUCAACGUGUCGAAAGAAGACAAACUUGACAUCAGAGAGAUAUUAAAAGACACUUAUUUCGCGAACAUAAGUUCGGAAGAAAAUAUCGUUGGAGGAUUAAUAAAUAUGAAUUCUGAUUUCUGUUACGUUGGGCCAAUGUCUUUGUUUGUCGAGCUAUAUUCUAAUAGCUCUGAUGUUGAUGUGUAUCAGUAUAUUUUCAAUCAUAUGGGCUAUAGAAACUUGGGCCGGCUUUUGACGAAUACAAGUUUACCAGCGACUACAAAUAUGGACGAAUUGUUUUAUCUGUUCGAGUUGGAAAGGCUGCCGCUGCCAAUGAGUGAAGAUGAUGCCAGAAUAAUCACCUUUAUGACCAUGAUGUGGACUAACUUUGCUAAAUAUGGAACACCGACCCCCGAAGCAGCCAAUGGUGAAUGGUUACCGUAUCCCCACAACCUGGCUAUAACUUUGGAGCCCCAAUACGUAGCGCCUCUAACACCGGAGCGAGCUGUCUUCUGGCGCUCCAUGUAUUUCAAAUAUGGCGCCGAAAUUGAGCGGGAAAACUGA
Messenger RNA from Helicoverpa armigera (cotton bollworm), 1708 nucleotides. RefSeq names its product acetylcholinesterase. Bases 83 to 1708 code for a protein of 541 amino acids. The transcript has 3 exons. Lineage: Eukaryota; Metazoa; Arthropoda; Insecta; Lepidoptera; Noctuidae. The record is from RefSeq and is a predicted model, not a curated record.